Messenger RNA from Helianthus annuus (common sunflower), 1398 nucleotides. Its product is annotated as pyruvate decarboxylase 1. Gene Ontology annotation, molecular function: magnesium ion binding; carboxy-lyase activity; thiamine pyrophosphate binding. NCBI's taxonomy places the organism in Eukaryota, Viridiplantae, Streptophyta, Magnoliopsida, Asterales, Asteraceae. The record is from RefSeq and is a predicted model, not a curated record. The transcript has 5 exons. The annotation marks the transcript as partial.
UACUCGAAUGUUAAAUCGUUAUUACUUACAAUCUAUCGCAUUACUUGUAGAUCAAGCAACCAAUUAGGACUAGAAGCAGCAGUGGAAGAGACAGCCAAACUAUUAAACAAAUCCGUAAAACCGGUCAUUGUAGCCGGUUGCAAAUUACGUGUCGCAAAGGCGCAAAAAGCUUUUAUGGAAUUCGCAAACGCUUCCGGAUAUCCAAUAGCGAUAAUGCCAUCAGCCAAAGGACUUGUACCGGAGCACCACCCGAAUUUUAUCGGGACGUAUUGGGGUGCGGUUAGCACCAGCUUUGUUGGGGAGAUAGUGGAAUCAGCCGAUGCGUAUAUCUUUGUCGGACCCAUCUUUAAUGAUUAUAGCUCGGUUGGAUACUCGUUGUUGAUCAAGAAAGAAAAACUGAUCACGGUGCAGCCUAAUCGUGUCACAAUCGGUCAUGGUCCUUCUUUGGGUUGGGUUUUUAUGGCGGAUUUCUUGAGUGCAUUGGCUAAAAAGCUUAAGAAAAACAGCACAGCGUUGGAAAAUUAUAAUAGGAUUUUUGUUCCUAGUGGUGUGCCUCUGAAAUACGAGAAAGAUGAACCUCUUCGGGUCAAUAUCCUCUUCAAACACAUUCAAGAAAUGUUAAGUGGAGAAAACGCGGUAAUUGCGGAGACAGGUGAUUCAUGGUUCAAUUGUCAAAAGUUACGUCUCCCUGAGAAUUGCGGUUAUGAAUUUCAAAUGCAAUAUGGAUCGAUCGGAUGGUCUGUGGGUGCGACCCUCGGUUAUGCUCAAGCAGCUAAAGACAAACGUGUGAUCGCUUGUAUUGGUGAUGGUAGUUUCCAGGUAACAGCACAAGAUAUUUCAACUAUGAUUCGUUGUGCACAGAAUCCGAUCAUAUUCCUGAUCAACAACGGAGGUUAUACAAUCGAAGUAGAAAUCCAUGACGGUCCGUAUAAUGUCAUCAAGAACUGGGACUACACCGGUCUUGUCAAUGCUAUCCACAACGGUGAAGGCAAAUGUUGGACUUGCAAGGUUCGAACCGAAGAAGAGCUAGUGGAAGCCAUUGCAACAGCAACAGGAGCACAAAAGGAGUCGCUAUGUUUUAUCGAAGUAUUUGCGCACAAAGAUGACACAAGCAAAGAGCUACUGGAAUGGGGCUCGCGAGUCUCUGCUGCUAAUAGCCGUCCUCCAAAUCCACAGUAGUCACUCAAAUUAUCGCGCAAAAAUGACCAUUGCAGUUGUUCCUUCAAUGGCAUAAUAAUAAUAAUAAAAUAAUCUGAGUCUUGAUUGUAAAUAAUCGCGUUAUGCCAUCGGUUUAAUGUUGUUAACCAAGAGGUUUGUAAUAAGGAGCAGUUUCAAUGUUUGUGUUGGUUUGUCUCAUGUUUUUAUCUAAAGUUAUGGUCCUAUGGCUGAUUAUUUCAA